AUGCGACCCUCAUUGCAAAAAGUAAUAGCUUCCACAUUUCGAGGACUGCAUACAGUAGCCCCUCUCCCAAGACCACAACGAUGCUUCCACCAAACCACCUUCGCCUCUCUACCGCGAAAGCGUAGUUUCUUUACUUCAAAUCAGUUGCUUGCGAAUUCUACAAAAGAUGGCGUUUCUACAUCAUUGGAAGAUGACACUGCCAACAAUUCGGAAACACAACAACAAAACCGAACCCCGGCCCCCAAGCGCAAACCCGUUCGUGUCUCGGCGGCGAAGACUUUGCGCUUAGGACUUACUACCAAACCGCCUCAGCGCACCACUAUUCCGAGGAAGGAUAACACCGAUUCUGAGAUGGACUACCGUCGAACUAUAACCUCUAUAUGCGUUGCCCAAUCUUUCGAUAUGGAAGCUGUACAGGAAAUAUUGCGCUUUCACGCAUUCGAACUAGAUCCCGACGGUACCGAAUUCGACCCUACCGGUGUUGUACAUGCGAGGGGUAUCAAUAAUGGGGACAUAUUUGUCUUCCCCUCAGGAACCGUGGUGGCUUGGUCCGUACCCACCGACGCCCUCAUGACCCUUGCCACUAAGCAGCUGAUUCGAGCCGCCCAGCUGCCCCAUCUUAAUCGCCUCGAGAUGGAAGAGCUCGAAUUCAUACCGGAUGAAUCUCGCGACACUAGUUAUAUGAGGGGUGAAGUUGUUGUCCUGGGCACAAGGGCACAAGAGCUAGAGAAUCACAGAUUAGAUACGACCCUUGCCAAAAUCGCCUUCUCGAGCGGCCUAGCUAGGAGUCCUAAGCUAGCAAUGCUCGAAAACCAAGCUAUUGACUAUUUUGAAAACUCUAAGAAUAGUCUUGACUUUCUUGAGGGAGGCUUCGAGCAUAAGCUGAAGCGCAGCGCCGUCUUGAAGAUGACUGGCAAGCUCCUUAGCUUGAGAUCGCAGUUAAACCACUACUCCGACAUAACAGACCAGCUCCCCGAUAUGUUCUGGGAUUCCGAGUCGAACCUAGAGAAUUAUUACAACCAGAUCAGUACUGUUCUAGAUAUACGGCAACGUAUUGGGAUUCUAAAUAAGAAGAUUGACUACGGGUUUGAGAACGUAAGUGUCUUAAGAGAGAUGGUUAGCGAAAAGUACGGCCACCGGCUGGAGUGGAUCAUCAUAUUCCUUAUUGCCAUCGAAGUCCUGUUUGAACUGAGAAGGGUAUAUCGUGAGAGCAUAAGCGAAGCAAGCUCAGACUAG
Messenger RNA from Daldinia childiae, 1236 nucleotides. RefSeq names its product Required for meiotic nuclear division protein 1 like protein. Lineage: Eukaryota; Fungi; Ascomycota; Sordariomycetes; Xylariales; Hypoxylaceae. The coding region runs from base 1 to 1236 and encodes 411 amino acids. The transcript has a single exon. Gene Ontology annotation, biological process: positive regulation of mitochondrial translation. The record is from RefSeq and is a predicted model, not a curated record.